AAAUCCGGCUCCGUCAUCAUUCACUACUCAUACUCUACAGUUAACACGACAACAUUAAAUAUUAUAAUAUUCUCAAUAUAAUUCUAUGAUUUUCUAUGUGGACACCACAUUGGCGAUUACCAUUACCGAGGCGGCGACUUGUUGAAACACUGACUGAGCAGUGAGCUCACACCGUAUACUAAAGUGAAGCUUGUAUGCUGGCCGCUAAAAGAUUUCCGCCGAAAAUAAAUUUGUAAAUUUUCGAUCAUCUCAGUAUUGCGAUUAAAUACCAGACACAAAAUGAUUACAGACGUCCAAUUAGCUGUAUUUGCCAAUGUAUUGGGUGUUGGCUUAUUUCUUCUAGUUGUUCUCUACCAUUACGUCACAGCAAAUUUCCCAUCAAAAUAAUUUUUUCAUCGUUGCAAGUUUAUACACAAUUGUGUUCCAGUAUCUAGUUUAAUAUGAUUCUGUUUAUUUUAAUAUUAUGAACCCAUAUAAUACAUAUAUUUUAUUAUAAUUAUAAUGUUAUAACUUUAAACCUUGUUAGUCCCCCCACAUGAUUAUGUUAUCUUAUGUAUUUUGAAUCAUAAAUGUGUUCUCCCAGUACCUGUUUUUACAUGAUUUGCGAGUUAGUAUUUAAUCUGUAUUUGUUGUCUCUUGUUUGAGAAAGUAUUACAACAUAAUGAGCUUAAAAAUAAUACGUAAGGCGCUUAGUAUAACCGAAAAAUUAUCAAUUUUAAAAAAAUAUGAUUCCAAUCCUUCAAUAGAAAAAACCAAGUUAGCAGAAUCUCUAAAUAUAGCAGAGUCAACUUUACGAACAAUUAUUGUCAAAAGGAAAGAAAUAGAAAAAUGUGCUUUUGAAGGAUCAAACAAGCGGAAGAAAAUAAGGCAUGGAAAAUAUUUUACUCUUGAACAAAUUCUGAUUAAGUGGAUUAAUAAAAAGCAUGCUAAAUCUGCAGCUGUUAAUGGCCCACUUAUUCAACGUGAAGCCUUAAAAAUUGCCACCUCUUUAAGUAUCACCGAUUUCAAAGCAACAAAUGGAUGGUUGGAUCGAUUUAAGAAACGGAAUCUAAUUCGUUAUCGCCAAGAUAGUAAAAAAUCUGAAUUGGUAAAUAUUAAGGAUAUAAAAUUUUGGUUUUUAAACAUAUUACCUAAAUUUACAGAAAUGUAUACUUCAAAAGAUAUUUUUAAUGUUACUGAAUUUGAGUUAUGUUUUAAACUAAUGUCCAAUAAACCACUUGGUUUUAAAAAAAAUACACGCAACAAAACGUGUUAUAAAGGUAAACUUAGCAGAGAAGUUCUUAAAAUACUUAUCUGUGCUAAUUCUGAUGGAACAGAAAAAUUGAAUCCACUUGUAAUUGGAAAACCAUUGAAACCUAGAAGUUUUGUUAACAACAAAUCUUUUCCGUGUGAAUAUUCUGUAAAAAAUACCAAGUUGAAGACUAAUGAUUAUUUCUGUAUAUGGCUCAAAAAAUUGGAUGAAAGCAUGAUAAAAGAAAAUCGUAAAAUUAUACUUAUUGUAGACAUUACUUCAACUAUUCAAAAAGAUAUUGGGUUGAAAAAUGUGGAAUUUGUAUUUUUUCCGCCUUACAUUACAAAAAAACAUCAACCUAUGAAUUUAGGUGUAAUUAAUGUCUUGAAACAGUUUUAUGAAAAACACUAUUUAAAUGUCUUAAAAAAAUCAAACACUAAGCAGCGUAACAUAUUAGAUGCAUUACGUUAUAUAACUGAAGCGUGGAAUAGCAUACAGCCUAAAGUGAUUGCUGAAUGUUUUAAAAAAGUUAGAAUGGAAAGUUUUUACAAUAAAGUAAUUGAUGAUACUGCUAAUGAAUUAAUAGAACCUAUAAACAACUCUUCAACACAUUUAAUAAAAUCCAAUCAAGACAACGAAAAUUUAAUGACUACAGAGCACAAAAAUGAACUAAAUAGUGAAGACUUGGUUAAUUUUGCUGAAGAUGAUGAUUAUAGUGAAGAUGAUGAAUCUGACUCUGGCCAAAAUGGAUCAUUAUCCGAUGCAAUUAAUGCUAUCAAUGUAUUAAGACGCUAUCUCCCAAAAUUAAAAGGAAGUGAAGCAGCUUUGCGUAAUAUUAAUGAUGUUGAACAUUUUAUUUUUUCUAAACUACCAAAUUUAUAAUGAUGAAGUACUUAAAAAUCAUUUGUUUUAAAUUUUGUUUUUAACUUAUAUAUAUUUAAUAUAUGAUGCCAUAAAUCAUAAUACAUGUAAUUUCCAUGAUUCUUUGAACACAUAUUAUUGUUAUUUUACUGUAAAUAAAUUAUAAUUAUUUAAAAUGUUCACGUGUCA
Rhopalosiphum padi (bird cherry-oat aphid) is the source of this 2281-nucleotide messenger RNA. RefSeq names its product dolichyl-diphosphooligosaccharide--protein glycosyltransferase subunit 4. Bases 280 to 387 code for a protein of 35 amino acids. Lineage: Eukaryota; Metazoa; Arthropoda; Insecta; Hemiptera; Aphididae. Gene Ontology annotation, cellular component: oligosaccharyltransferase complex. The record is from RefSeq and is a predicted model, not a curated record. The transcript has 3 exons.